AUGGGCUCCCCGCGGAUGCCCCAGCUCCUGUCCCAGAUGGUGAUUCUGGCGCUUAUUUUCCUUCCCCAGGCAAGGCCGGCCGGCGUCUUCGAGCUGCAGAUCCUCUCCUUCGGGCCGGGCCCAGGCCCGGGGACCCCGCGGUCCCCCUGCGGCUCCCGGGGCCCCUGCCGCCUCUUCUUUAGGGUCUGUUUGAAGCCAGGAGUCUCCGAGGAGGCCGCUGAGUCUCCGUGCGCCCUGGGCGCGGCGCUGAGCGCGCGCGGACCCGUCUACACCGAGCAGCCCGGAGCGCCGGCGCCUGACCUGCUGCUGCCCGACGGCCUCAUGCGCGUGCCCUUCCGGGACGCCUGGCCGGGCACCUUCUCUCUCAUCAUCGAAACCUGGAGAGAAGAGUUAGGAGAACAGAUCGGAGGGCCCGCCUGGAGCCUGCUGGCGCGCGUGGCCGGCCGGCGCCGCCUGGCGGCCGGGGGCCCGUGGGCCCGGGACGUGCAGCGCGCAGGCGCCUGGGAGCUGCGCUUCUCGUACCGCGCGCGCUGCGAGCCGCCCGCCGUCGGCGCCGCGUGCGCGCGCCUCUGCCGCCCUCGCAGCGCCCCCUCGCGGUGCGGCCCGGGACUGCGGCCCUGCGCGCCGGCCGAGGAGGACUGCGAGGCCGCGCCGGCCUGUCGAGCCGGCUGCAGCUCCGAGCACGGCUUCUGUGAGCAGCCCGGUGAAUGUCGCUGCCUGGAGGGCUGGACUGGGCCCCUCUGCACCGUCCCUGUCUCCACCAGCAGCUGCCUCAGCCCCAGGGGCCCAUCCUCUGCCACCCCUGGAUGCCUCGUCCCUGGGCCUGGGCCUGGGCCCUGUGAUGGGAACCCGUGUGCCAACGGGGGCAGCUGCAGUGAGACCCCGGGGUCCUUCGAGUGCGCCUGUCCCCGUGGCUUCUACGGGCUGCGGUGCGAGGUGAGCGGGGUGACGUGCGCGGACGGACCUUGCUUCAAUGGCGGCUUGUGUGUGGGCGGCGCAGACCCCGACUCCGCCUACAUCUGCCACUGCCCGCCCGGGUUCCAGGGCUCCAACUGCGAGAAGAGGGUGGACCGCUGCAGCCUGCAGCCGUGCCGGAACGGCGGGCUCUGCCUGGACCUGGGCCACGCCCUGCGCUGCCGCUGCCGCGCCGGCUUCGCGGGGCCGCGCUGCGAGCACGACCUGGACGACUGCGCCGGCCGCGCCUGCGCCAACGGCGGCACGUGCCUGGAGGGCGGCGGCGCGCGCCGCUGCUCCUGCGCGCUGGGCUUCGGCGGCCGCGACUGCCGCGAGCGCGCCGACCCGUGCGCCGCGCGCCCCUGCGCCCACGGCGGCCGCUGCUACGCCCACUUCUCCGGCCUCGUCUGCGCCUGCGCGCCCGGCUACAUGGGCGCGCGCUGCGAGGUCCCCGUGCGCUCCGACGGCGCGCCCCACGGCGCAGGCGCGCUGCCCGCGGCCCCGCCCGGCCCGAGGCCCGGGGAUCCGCAGCGCUUCCUUUGGCCGCCGGCUUUGGGACUGCUGGGGGCCGCGGGCUUGGCCGGCGCUGUGCUCUUGCUGGUCCACGUGCGACGCCGUGGCCCUGGCCGGGAUACUGGGUCUCGCUUGCUGGCGGGGACCCCGGAGCCGUCGGUCCACGCGCUCCCUGACGCGCUCAACAACCUGAGGACGCAGGAGGGUUCCGGGGACGGCCCCAGCCCGUCCGCAGAUUGGAAUCGCCCUGAGGAUGGAGACUCUCGUGCGAUCUACGUCAUAUCUGCUCCUUCCGUCUAUGCUCGGGAGGCCUGAGCUGCCCUUCUCCAUCAGCUCCUGGAGACAGAACCCGGAUCUUUUUGGAUUAACUUGGUGGUGCCCGAUCUCUGCCUCAGACACUUUGCAGUUGAAGCGGGAAGGGGUGGCUGGGAGAAUUUUCCCCGAAAGUUGUACAUAACGGUUAUUUAUAUCCUGUUUUUCUCUCUCCCCGUCUCUCCAGAGGCGUUUAUAAAGGCUCUUAUUUUGAUCAG
Equus quagga is the source of this 1997-nucleotide messenger RNA. RefSeq names its product delta like canonical Notch ligand 3 (gene DLL3). Bases 1 to 1782 code for a protein of 593 amino acids. The transcript is spliced from 9 exons. Gene Ontology annotation, molecular function: calcium ion binding. Gene Ontology annotation, biological process: Notch signaling pathway; establishment or maintenance of epithelial cell apical/basal polarity; multicellular organism development. NCBI's taxonomy places the organism in Eukaryota, Metazoa, Chordata, Mammalia, Perissodactyla, Equidae. The record is from RefSeq and is a predicted model, not a curated record. Gene Ontology annotation, cellular component: protein-containing complex; plasma membrane.